This is a messenger RNA of Dendronephthya gigantea, 702 nucleotides long. Its product is annotated as MRN complex-interacting protein-like. The record is from RefSeq and is a predicted model, not a curated record. Gene Ontology annotation, cellular component: nucleus. NCBI's taxonomy places the organism in Eukaryota, Metazoa, Cnidaria, Anthozoa, Malacalcyonacea, Nephtheidae. The transcript is spliced from 3 exons. Gene Ontology annotation, molecular function: chromatin binding. Bases 40 to 702 code for a protein of 220 amino acids. Gene Ontology annotation, biological process: mitotic G2 DNA damage checkpoint signaling.
GUGAAAUAAUGUAAGAAAUAAAAAAUCUGAAUGAAAUGAAUGAAAGAACUUGGUAUCUUCUAUAUUGAAAAUAUGGUAGAAUUUUUUGUUGUGAAUUGCUGCUUCUGUGAUACAUAUCAAGGACAGCAGGUUAUCAAAGCAAAAAAAUGGACGUGCAAAAUGUGUGGUGAAAAGCAAUCAUUCAGAAAGAUACUUGGUCAAGGCACGGGAAAAGAAUGUCGUAAAAUAGUGCAGCAAUUGAACAUGGUCAAUGGUAAUUUAAAGAGGAGAAUGCUUCAGGAGGAUUACAAGGAAAUAGAGCAAACUGCUGUUGAAAGAGAUGUUGAAAGUCAUAGGAUAACCCAGUCUAUUGAGACAAAGCAGAGCAAAUGGGACAAGUUUCUUCCAAUUGAUUCAUUAAAUGCAACAGAAACUGAGGACCCCAGUGUAAAUUUCAUAGAGAGUACAUCCUCGACAGAACAGAGAACUUUCAACCAACCAAGAGCCCUGAAACGAAAAGCAAGUACAAAGGACAUGCCAUCAGACAAUCUCAAUGAAAAUCAAGAGAGAAAAAAGUCAACAUUUAAUGACAGCAAUAGAACAUAUCUAAAGAGCAAGUCAAAUAUGACAAGUCAAACCACAACAGAUUGUCAGCUGCUUUCUGAGAGUCGAACCAAGAAUUACGGACAAAUAAAAGUGUCCAAAUGGUCAAAAUUUGUGUAA